Molecule: messenger RNA, 2834 nt
Organism: Durusdinium trenchii
Lineage: Eukaryota; Dinophyceae; Suessiales; Symbiodiniaceae
Source: the annotation of a GenBank genome assembly
GUUCUGAGCGAGAACGGCACGAUCUAGAGGCGCCUGCAAAACUCCCCAAGAAGAAGAAAGCCAGGCUAUCAAUCUUUGAUAGUUUGCUGGGUGUGGACCACGCCUUGGAGUCCAUCACUGGCGGCGGCUUCACUAUGUGGUUUCCUUCAGCAGUGGCUUUGGAGCCGAAGGAACCAAUCUUGAAGAGAAAGACAUUGGUGACUGUGACAGAUAUGGGCUCGGACAUGGCAGCAGGUCUCAGCUUCUUGACUUACCACAUGCAGAUGCGACUGCUCAGCAUAUAUGAUCCACGGCACAAGCUGCACAGAGAGCUACAGAAUGCAGUGCAAGGAGCCUCCUUAGCUUACAGCGUUGGCCUUUUUUCCGAUUUUGUCCUGACAUUCAUGAGAGGUCCUUGGCAAGAGUUCAAAUGGUUCCAGGUGAUACAAGAGGAGACAGAGGAGUUCCUGGCUAUGCUAGACAAGGGUUGUGGUGGGUGCGAGCGCCUGCUCCUGUCAUUGCUGCCGCGGAUUGCAAGGGAAAAGAACCUCCCCAACAUGUCCAUUUCAGACGCCAGAGAUUUGCUUGCUCAGUGCCACUUUCUGAGAUCACGUGGGGGAAGCGGCAAUACAUCCAGGUGGGACGAAUUUCACAGCACAUACAAGACCCUCAAGGGCGAAUUCGCUCUCCUCCUCCUGAUCUUGUUGUCCUACGGGAUAAAGAUGAACUACUUUGGCGCAGAUGACAGCAUCCUGUGCGACCUGCCACUGCGUGAGGUGAAACGACCCCAGACGGAGGAACCAGCCGCAGAAGGCAAAACACUGCAGUCACUGCGUCAGGAGAAGGACCGCCUGUAUGCCCGUUGCCGCAACAAACUCCACGCCACAGCCAUGGUACUACUGAACCUGGAUGUAGUGAGGGAGGCAGCGAUCUGGUUCCAUUGCAGCUUGCCCGUUAGCAACGAGUUGAAUGACUUGCGACGGACUGUCCAGGGAAGGGAAGCCGCCCUUCUCCAUUUCCAGGCCGAGGCUAGAGGCGAAGGAUUUGAGGUGGUGACGGAGAUUAUCAGCAAGCUCACAGACAGCAAUGUUCUGCGAGAGGCAGGCAUUUUGUUGGCUGAAGAUGUUGCGGACAAUGCCUUCCUACAAUCCAUUACGGAAGAUCAUGCUGAAUGCCAGACACAAAACGCGCUCUACCAAAAGAUCGCAACGACAGUGCUUGAACUGUUGAAGUUUAAGCUUCAGAACAUGGGGCACAGUUGCUUUUCAUACCCGCUUCAGUUUGCACGCUUGACAGCUGGAAAUGACGAGAUGGCAGAAUGCAUUUCAGAGAUGCGAUUGGCCUGGGGGGCUUGGAAAGCUGCACGAGGCAAGACCUCGCAGUUCUGGAAAGGCAUGUGCAGGCGAUCGCCUUUUCAGCAGUGCUUGGUGGUGGAGGUUUUUGAAUACCUCGAGGCACAUGAUUGGCACGCACCUUCCGAUUUGAUUCAAUACUUGAAAGACCUAUUCAGCAACUUUGCCAUCACGUGGAAUGAGGAGGCCUUUGGGAGAAUGAGAAGGUCUGAGAGCACCGGCAACAGUAAGCAUUACAUGCCACACUGGGAGGUUUGGGCUUCGGCCUCUGCUGGGGAAGUUCUUGGAACGUACAACUUCAGGGAAGUGAUCCCAGAUUCAACACAGAAUGUACCCAUUUUUCCUGAGAGCCUGUUCCAUACUCACCGGCGACAAGCUUCAGACGACCGCUUGAACGAUGUGACUGACACACAGACCUGGCCUUCAUUGACUUGGCAAAGCUCCUGCGCCAUCCCAUGCGAGCUUCAGAUGAUGGUCCGAGCAUUCCAAGCCAACAGUUUCGAUGACAUGCACCAUACCUGUAGGACUCAGUUUCUUCGUGCAGGGUUGCUGGUGGAAAUGCCUGGCUCUAGAAAGGUUUACGUGUCCCUGGGCCCUUGGCCAAGUUGUGCGGGGACCUUGCUGCUUCCGUGCGAACAAGUUGAAUGCCAAGGUGGUGUGUUUUGGCGCAUUUGCUUGCCAUUGACACGCCGGGCUGUCGAAUGGGCAUCAGUGUUUUCAUUUUCAGACUGGAAUGUUCUGGACUGCGCAAUUCUCAGCCCUUUGCAAGUUGCAUGUUUGCAGCGUGGUCGGGUGCCAGGGCGCCUUCAGGUGCCAGAUCUUCCAGGCCCCUGGGUCGAAAAGUCGCCACGCAAGACCCCACUUUUGCGCUUUGCUGCGCAGAAUGCUUUUUGGGACCUGGGAUAUGAUCCAUUGGCACGGCUUUUGAAGGCAGAGUGGCAAGAAGAAGUUCGAGGGUCGUCGGAGGUUGAAGCUUUGGGGCCAGCAAUUCACACUUGCAUCCAGAAAUCCUUGCCUGACCAGACGUCCGAAGCGGUGGCAGACAUCAUGGAGUCCAACCUGCAUUACAGGUACACACAUAACGAAGAGCUGCUGGAGAUUUUGACAUCCGAGGAGGUUCGAGAUGUUUUCUCCAAGGAGGAUGCUGAGCUUGCUAGCGACUUGAAAGAGAAGAUCGGGCGAGAGCAGGCCAAUGCAGCGUCAGUUUGCGCUCAGAUCCGCAAGACCCGCACCAAGGCGAAGGCCAGCGCCAAGGCCAAGAGCAAGAAGAAGAAGCCUGAGAAGAGAAAGCCCAUUUCGUUUGAUAGCAAGGGCACUUGGACCGCUGAGGAGUUUCAGGCGUUGCUUCCGGAGUCCUUCCGGGCGUACAAAGACGGGUUCAACAAGUGCUGGCGAGCAUACCAUGCCAGAUCGAAGUUCUCGGUCAGCAGAUCUUGGGGGUACAGUGGACAGGACGGCCCUUGCAUCAAGUGCUGUGUGGUGAAAUGCUGGCAGCAUUACAGC